CUAACUGGCCCCCAACCUUCCCUCGUUCCCAAAAAAAUAGAAAACCCAUCUUCCACACUCCAUUCCUUUGCCAGCAACAAACCCAAACCAUUCAAUUCAAUACUCAUUCAUCACAUUUCAAAUUUCAAUGGCUACUCAAAACCCUACUCGAAGAGCUUCACUCUACCCUGAAGUCAUCGAUUCCAACCCCGAUGCUCCAUCGCAUCCUUCUUCCUCUUCUCAAUCAAAUCUCUACCCUUCAAUCGACUUCAACGACCUCGUUAACAAUCUCUUCCCGGACGAUGUCCCCGCUGUCGAAUCUCCUAAUUCUCCCUCAGCACCACUGGAAACCACCGAGGAGAUUCUCGUUAAGAUCCCCGGCGCGAUUCUCAACCUCAUUGAUAAAGAAUACAGUGUCGAACUCGCUUCCGGUGACUUCUCCGUCGUCCGUCUCCGUCAGGGAGAGAACUCCAUCGCUGUAUAUGCUCGAAUAGCUGACGAGAUCCAAUGGCCUCUUGCGAAAGAAGAAACCGCAGUCAAAGUUGAUGAUUCUCACUACUUCUUCUCAUUCCUCGCACCCAAGGGUUUCGAUGAACACGAAGACGAAGACGAUCGUCGGAAGAAAACUGACAUCAACUCCGAUUUGUUGAGCUAUGGUUUAACAAUCGCGUCGAAAGGGCAAGAGAGGUUAUUGAAGGAGCUAGACACGAUUCUAGCGAAUUGCAGUAAUUUCUCUGUGCAGAAGGUUUCGGAGAAGGCGAAGAAGAAGGGAGAGGCUUUGGAUGGAUCAAUGGCGAAGGAGAUUUCGCCGAAGGAUUUGGAGUCGAAGAAGAAGAAGGAGAUAAUGGAGGGGCAAUGUGCGGCGUAUUGGACUACUUUGGCUCCGAAUGUGGAGGAUUAUAGUGGAAGUGCUGCGAGGUUUAUAGCUUCGGGUUCUGGGCAUGUGAUUAAGGGGAUUUUGUGGUGUGGGGAUGUUACUAUGGACAGGUUGGAAUGGGGGAAUAAGGUUAUGAAGAAAAGGAUGGCUUCUGGUUCGCGUGCUACUGAGAUUAGUCCUGAAACCUUGAAGCGGAUUAAAAGGGUCAAGAGAGUGACUAAAAUGACAGAGAAAGUUGCAAAUGGAUUGCUCUCUGGGGUCGUGAAAGUGUCUGGAUUUUUUACUAGUUCAGUGGUAAACUCAAAGGCCGGAAAGAAAUUCUUCAGCCUUUUACCGGGGGAAGUUGUGCUUGCAUCAUUGGAUGGAUUCAGUAAGGUGUGCGAUGCUGUCGAAGUAGCUGGAAAAAAUGUCAUGUCAACGACAUCCACUGUGACAACUGAACUUGUUGACCACAGAUAUGGAGAACAAGCUGCUCACGCAACAAGUGAAGGGCUUGAUGCUGCGGGUCAUGCUUUGGGUACUGCUUGGGUUGCAUUUAAGAUUAGGAAGGCUAUUAAUCCUAAGAGUGUUAUUAAACCUACCACCUUGGCUAAAUCUGUUGCUAAAGCCGCAGCUUCCGAUUAUAAGUCUAGUAAGUCCAAAUAAUUUAUGGUGGAUGCUCUUGCAAUUUAGUUUAGGUUUGGCCAUCCUGCCAUCAAAAUCUGUUGUUUUCAGCUUUAAAUUACCCACUUUUUCUUAGGAAGGAAGUGGAGGGGCAUGACAUGAUUUGUUGUAUUGUGGUUUGCUUUUCUGUGCAUGUGUGGUAGACUUUGUCCUGAUUUUUGUAACAGUAUAUAAUCGAUUGAAAAACGUUCUCAUGUAAAGAUCAACAAUGUCUUGUUGUAAUUUGUUAGCUUCACUCAUUAAAUUGAA
Molecule: messenger RNA, 1768 nt
Organism: Vicia villosa (hairy vetch)
Lineage: Eukaryota; Viridiplantae; Streptophyta; Magnoliopsida; Fabales; Fabaceae
Product: protein EARLY-RESPONSIVE TO DEHYDRATION 7, chloroplastic
Exons: 4
Coding region: 128-1501 (457 amino acids)
Cellular component (GO): plasma membrane
Source: RefSeq, a predicted model, not a curated record